This is a messenger RNA of Microstroma glucosiphilum, 1734 nucleotides long. Its product is annotated as amine oxidase. NCBI's taxonomy places the organism in Eukaryota, Fungi, Basidiomycota, Exobasidiomycetes, Microstromatales, Microstromataceae. Bases 1 to 1734 code for a protein of 577 amino acids. The record is from RefSeq and is a predicted model, not a curated record. Gene Ontology annotation, molecular function: oxidoreductase activity. The transcript has 2 exons.
AUGAGCUCCGCCUCAGCACGAUGCUACGACUGCAUUAUCGCAGGAGCCGGCAUCAGCGGUCUCGCAGCCGCUCAAAGGUUGACGCAAGCGGGGCGUAAAGUGCUUAUACUUGAGAGUCGUAAUAGGACGGGAGGGAGAAUACACAGCGUUGAAACAUCCUCCGGUACCACUGUCGGAGCGCCGCAAGGGAGUGAAGGUGGGGCAGAUGCCUCCGGCUCAGGUCAGCAGAGGACAGAGCCCUCGUCCUCUAGAAGCUCUGCUUCCUCUUCGGUCACCACUUCCACCAAACUCAUCGAUCUAGGUGCAAGCUUCGUCCAUGGUAUCAUCGAUAAUCCUCUCACAGAGCUAAGCCACAAGGUCCCUUUUGACUUGCAUCUCCCCUCACUCGCAGAUGGGAGUGAGGCUCUCGCCGCCUAUCCUCCCGAAGCGCACGGUAAAAUGAGGGACGGCGAGGAAGCGGCUCGACUGGAGUACCUCUCCCACUUGGUCACUUUUGAGCGUCUGCACGAGUAUGCUCAGCGCGGAGGUCCCCAUGGGCUCGCACCUGAGCCGAGCGAAGAGGACAGUAUCUGGAGUGAGCUCCUCCGACAGCAGUCUGGUAAUGGCAAAGCAGACAAAGAGGGCGUCUGGCGUGGAAUUGAUGCACCCACGAGGAAGGAGGUACUCAAGAUGGCCGGUCUGUGGAGCGGCUGGACAGGAGCGGAACUAAAGGACGUUUCCCUCAAGUACUGGGGAUGGGAGAGGGAAUUCAGAGGGGAAGACGCGGUCGUGCUUCCUGGAUACAGGAAGUUGGUCGACUAUCAUGUGCGCUUGAUCGAGGAGGCUGGUGGAGAGAUCAGAUUGCAGAGCAAAGUAGACAAGGUGGAACUGUUGGAGGAGGAGGAACGGGUGAGUAUUCAGAUCAUCGGAGAUGAUCAAUCGAGGGAGACCUUCGAGGCCAAGUACUUCCUGUGCAGUCUACCGCUCGGCGUGAUGCAACAAAGUCCUCCACACUUCAACCCACCUCUCCCCUCUCGCAGAGUAGCGGCCCUCAACCGCCUCGGCAUGGGUCUCCUCAACAAAAUCGUCCUCACCUAUCCCACUGCGUGGUGGCACUCUUCUUCCUCUUCCUCUCCGGAAGCUCAAGCCAAGAAAGGCAGCAACAGUGAAUGGCUAGCUCUCCUAGGAGAUGACGAAGACCUGCCUGAGGACGCCUCCCCUCUGGAAAGACUGCGUCGAGGUCGCCUGUUCGGGCAAGACUACUCGCGCAUCAACCAAUCGCCCACCAUCCUCUUCUUCAUCGGUCCGCCACUGGCGCAAGGCAUUGAGAGCUUGGAAGAUGGAGUGAUAGAGGAAGUAGUUCACAAGCGCCUUGUCUCGUGUCUCGCACCCAAGGGGGAGGAAGACAAGGUGCCGAGCCCGAGCGCAAGACAUAUCACUCGAUGGCUCUCCGAUCCACACUCCAGAGGAUCCUACUCGUAUUUUCCCAAUCGAAUCUCACCUCAUUCGUCUGCUGAAGGUGGUGGACAGGAGUCAAGAGAAGGCGGUGGACCCCUCGAUAUGCUCGAAUGCGCCCGUCCUCUCUGGAGCGAGAGGCUGGGCUUUUGUGGAGAGCACACGGAGGAAAAUCACUUUGCGAGCGUCCAUGGACCUCUUCUUACUGGCUGGAGGGAAGCACGCAGGCUGGAGAGUCUGUUGAAGGAAGAAGAGGGAAAGAAGGAGGAAGGGACGGGAGACUGGGAGGUCGUGCCUUGA